UCUCAAACAAGUAACGGAGCAGGAGUGCACUUAACCAGGGCAUUUCCUUAUAAAUGAAGGAAAAGUUAAAUAUAAAAGCAAUUGUGGGCUCAGGCAAGCUUUUUGGGUUUUGUACACUUAACAAUGCUAGAAAUCUUUCAAUCACUGGAACUUCAGAGAAGUUCUGUGACAAUUCUAUAUAACUCUUAUACCAAUCUAUAAAUGGUCAAAUCUGUGAAAAUACUUGGAUUUCUGUACAUGAAGCUCCUCAUUCAGAUAUGCUGUGGCUCAUACAGAAAGAGGAAAGGGUGAGGCAGUAAUAACAUGGAAAGAGAGAAGAAAAGAAGGAAAGAGUUGGAAAUAACAUAGAGGGAAGCAACCAAAAUGAAAGAGAAUUGAUAUAAUACUGAAUGGGAAGAAGAAAUUCAGAACACACCCGUAAAGCUUCUGUGGAGACAACAAAAGACCAUAAGGCUAAAAGCCCCAAGAAUAAGAAGGACUUCCAGAAUAUUGGCUAUACUUCUAAAGUCCUCCCUGUAUCCAUCACCAAGGGGGGCUACAAUUAUGAAGAAGGACUCCGUAAUCCCCGCCAUCAUCGUUAUGAAGUACCAAUCAUCUAUCACCAAUGGGAAGGCAGAGGAGGGGAAAGCAACGUCCGUCAGCUGCAAGGUUCGCCAGGACUCGGAGCUGGGGCUCCCCGGACCGGAGUGGGAACUGGCACACAGUCCCCCCUCACCCUGCCGCCUCUCAGGUCCAACACUACGGCGUCUGCCGUUGCCCAUGCGAUUGCUGGUAGCAAGCACGUUAUGAAUGAUCACCUGGUCCUUGGCAGCCACGCACAACUCCAGGUACAGCAGCUUUUUGAAGAUAAUAGUAAUAAGAGGACAGUUCUUACUACACAACCAAACGGGCUUACAACAGUUGGUAAAACCGGAUUGCCACUAGUACAAGAAAGACAAUUGGACAGCGUUCAUAGACGGCAAGGGAGCUCCAACUCUUUGAAGUCUGUAGAAGGAACUGGGAAAGUAAAAGCCGCCUCUAUGACACCGGAACAGGCAAUGAAGCAAUAUGUGCUAAAGCUAACAGCCUUCGAACACCAUGAGAUUUUUAGUUACCCUGAAAUAUACUUUUUGGGUCCAAAUGCAAAGAAACGCCAAGGCACGACAGGCGGGCCAAACAACGGUGGCUACGACGAUGACCAGGGCUCUUACGUGCAAGUGCCUCACGAUCACAUUGCUUAUAGGUACGAAGUCCUAAAGGUCAUAGGGAAAGGGAGCUUUGGACAAGUGGUGAAGGCCUAUGACCACAAAGUGCAUCAACACGUGGCCCUCAAGAUGGUGAGGAACGAGAAGCGUUUCCACCGGCAGGCUGCGGAGGAAAUCCGGAUCCUGGAGCACCUGCGGAAACAGGACAAGGAUAACAACAUGAACGUCAUCCACAUGCUGGAGAAUUUCACUUUCCGCAAUCACAUAUGCAUGACCUUUGAGUUACUGAGUAUGAACCUCUAUGAGCUGAUCAAGAAAAACAAAUUUCAGGGCUUCAGCUUGCCCUUGGUUCGAAAAUUUGCCCAUUCAAUUUUGCAGUGCUUAGAUGCUUUACACAAAAAUAGAAUCAUUCACUGUGACCUUAAACCCGAGAACAUCUUAUUAAAACAACAGGGUAGGAGUGGUAUUAAGGUGAUUGAUUUUGGCUCCAGUUGUUACGAACAUCAGCGUGUCUACACGUACAUUCAGUCGCGUUUUUAUCGGGCACCGGAGGUGAUUCUUGGUGCCCGGUAUGGGAUGCCUAUUGAUAUGUGGAGCUUGGGCUGUAUUCUAGCAGAGCUCCUGACAGGUUACCCUCUCUUGCCUGGGGAAGAUGAAGGGGACCAGUUGGCUUGUAUGAUUGAACUCUUGGGCAUGCCAGCCCCCAAACUUCUAGACGCAUCCAAACGAGCCAAAAAUUUUGUGAGCUCUAAGGGUUAUCCCCGGUACUGCACUGUUACAACUCUGUCCGACGGCUCCAUCAUUCUAAAUGGUGGCCGCUCCCGAAGGGGGAAACUGAGGGGCCCGCCGGAGAGUAGAGAGUGGGGCACUGCACUUAAGGGGUGUGAUGAUCCACUUUUCCUUGAUUUCUUGAAACAGUGUUUGGAAUGGGAUCCUGCCAUACGCUUGACCCCCGGCCAGGCGUUGAGACACCCCUGGCUCCGGAGGCGCCUGCCAAAGCCUCCAACUGGGGAGAAGACAGCAGCAAAACGGAUAACGGAAAGCGCUGGUGCUAUAACGUCUAUUUCCAAGUUACCUCCACCUUCAAGCUCAGCAUCAAAACUGAGGACUAAUUUGGCACAAAUGACAGAUGCCAAUGGGAAUAUUCAGCAGAGGACAGUGUUGCCAAAACUUGUUAGCUGAGCUUGAGUGCCCUAAUGCUGGUAAUCCGAGAGAUACUCUAUUGCUGGGCCUUAUUCAUUUGAAACAAGUAGCUCAGAUGUUUUCAUUUGCUCAAUAAUUUUACUUAUUUGUAUCUUUUUAGCACUUAUUUUAAUGUAAGAGUUGUUCAUUUUGUUUUUAUAAAGUAUAUGGGGACAAUGCUUUAAGUUUUUAUAGUUUUAAAGAAUGUUUUGUCUUCUAAAGUAUGAUGAGCCUUACUGUAUUUCGUGUGGCAGAGUAAUAAAUAUCAAUGGCAGGCCAUUGAUUACGACAUGACUGUCAUGCGUUACAGCUUGGUGUCAAAGAUAAUUCACUAUGUUUUUAUGGUUCACAUUAUAGUUUCCUCAGAGUGGUUGCCCCUUAAGCCUCUCCCCAUCUUCCACAUUUGCCCACCAAUGGAGCGUGUACUGUUGUUUUCCGUAACAUCCGGGCGGUAGGAGUAGGAGUGGUCAGGGUGGAAGUGAUCUGUCCUCUGAAGAUACACUUGUGUCCUACAGUAUUUUUGAAAGGUCACUAUUAAGAUCCAAAACAAAAGCAAAAAAUAAGAUCCUGAAGAUAAAUUUUGUCUUAUUAGCAUUCAGACAGUGUGUAAAAAGCAAGAGAAGCAGACUGUGGGUGGAUGAAUGAAGAUGGGAAUCUGUGUGCUCUUCUAAAAUCUUACAAUGUGACAGAUGAGCAGCUUUGUAAAGAGAAACUCAUGUAUUGCAAAAUGUUUUAAACCUAAUUUUAGAUGUGUAGCCCAAGGAGUAUUUCUCUUUCUCUCCGUUCUUUCGUUCACUCCUUACCUAACUUCCACUCUGCCCUUCUUACCCCACCGUGACCUCCCUUGAUUGCAGCUGCAGUUUGCUUUUUUUUUUUUCUUUGAAGUAGCCCCUCGAAUUGGCAACAUAGAGAAUACUUUUCAUUUCUGAUGGAUUAUGACCUCAGUUGAAAACUCUAGGAGGAAAACUAGAUUGACUAGCUAUGUGUUAUUCCGAGAUGGUACCAAAAGUUUCUUUUAGCCCAAGAAAAACUCAUUCUUCACUUAGAAAAAUUUAAAUCUCCUCUAAUAGCAGAAGUACUUGUAUAGCUGCCCUGGGUAGGAUUGAUUCACACCAGCACUUAAAAAAAAAAAGAAAGAAAGAAAAAAAGAAUGAUUAUAAU
Molecule: messenger RNA, 3527 nt
Organism: Sarcophilus harrisii (Tasmanian devil)
Lineage: Eukaryota; Metazoa; Chordata; Mammalia; Dasyuromorphia; Dasyuridae
Gene: DYRK2
Product: dual specificity tyrosine phosphorylation regulated kinase 2
Exons: 5
Coding region: 390-2366 (658 amino acids)
Biological process (GO): peptidyl-threonine phosphorylation; peptidyl-serine phosphorylation
Cellular component (GO): nucleus
Molecular function (GO): protein serine/threonine kinase activity; protein serine/threonine/tyrosine kinase activity; ATP binding
Source: RefSeq, a predicted model, not a curated record